Molecule: messenger RNA, 5160 nt
Organism: Physcomitrium patens
Lineage: Eukaryota; Viridiplantae; Streptophyta; Bryopsida; Funariales; Funariaceae
Molecular function (GO): phosphatidylinositol binding
Source: RefSeq, a predicted model, not a curated record
AAAGCACGAAGCCCGAGGAAGAAGUAGGAGCCUGUGUCGGCGUGGACUCGAUGCUCGUGAAGCUUUAACUCACGCGUCAUGGUGCUACACGAGAGCAUGGAUCAGGCGUGAAGGAAGCGUGGCGCAGUAGCGAGGACAGAACAUGGAGCCGCAUCGCACGCCAUGUGUGCUAAGCAAGGCCUAGCAAGGUUUGGCGCUUGGUGACUCAUCAAGGGAUUCGGAUGCCUAAUUUACCAAGUAGGAAUCGAAAUUAGAGGACAAAAUUGGAAUCUCGAAGCCAGUGGCUAUGACCAAGGUAGAAUUGCGAGGUAAGUUGAUGUCGAGAGAAACGGAGCGGAACGAGACGAAACUCUCGGUAAGGGGGCUCUGAUUUCUCCCUGCUCGCGGAAAACGAGCACGGCAAGAAUGAUGGCAGAGGAGUGAGAACGAUCGUGAGGGGCGUUUGUGUAGGUUGUGGUAUGAUUCGGUAGCAGCUGGGAUAUUGUUCCAAGUUCUCUGCUGCUCAUCAGAGCCUUGAGUGUGUUUUGGAAUAUUUGGGUGAAUUUUGCGGAUUGUGUUGACGAUUGAUAUGACGCUUUUGUCUACAAGGGCCUGAGGUUGUAUCGUCUUCUUGUUCACUACGCACACGUUUCCGUUGCCGUGAAGUAUCUGUCCUCUGGUUUCUUCCUCGAUGUUGACUGAAAUGAUGAAUAUCGUGGAGAGCACGUGUUCGAGCAACUGAUCAGGAGUGAGAUUGGCUUUAAACACCUUCUGGGUUUCUGAGACUGAGAAAGUCCUGACAUUGGAGGAUUACGGGGCCGAAGGUGCAUUUUAGAGUGAUCAAUAGCACUGGAAUUUAUCCAGAAUUUCAGAAUUUGGGCUCUGUUUUGGAGAUAUGCCGGCGGCCCCCUCAGGGUAAUUUGAGGAGCUGGUUUGUGUUUUGGUUUCGGUGUCUUCAGGCAGUCGUUGGCUUUCGAAUCACGACACGCUAGUUGAGGACUAGGGAAUGCAAGAUUUGAUGAGGGUUUGAACAUGGUUUUGUGGAACGAAGAUUACCAAGACUUUUGACUUUCCAUAAUGUAGGAUUUCAAAAAUGCACUCAGAGGAAGGAGAUGAGGCGGAAUAGAACAGGAGGCAAUGGAGAUGCUACGAUUAGAUUAGCAUUGCGACAGCACUCUUUAGCGUAUCACCCUUCGGGAGAACGAUCGUCCCAAGGUUUGACACAGGAUUCCUCUGGUCCCCUCAUUUUUGGAAGCCAAUCCAAACAGGGUUGUGAUGCAUUUUUCUCUACAUGACGUGAAGGCACGACCUCCCGAUAAGCUCCACAAGAGUGGCAAAACACGCUUGUCAGCUUAAGCGCUGUGCGUCGGAAUUAGUGAAUUCUUAAGAGCAUAGGAGAAGUCAUGGAUACUUUGAAGGAUUUGUUGGAGGAGGCGAAACGUCGGACAAUUCUGGUCGCAAUUUUCUCCCUUUUCCUGGCGUACGCUAUGUCUUUGACCAGCAGUUCGGUAUGGAUCAAUCUACCUGUUGCGAUUCUCGUCUUAGCUGCUUUGCGUCGUCUCUCUUUCGAGGUUGAGAUUCGGUGGAAACUUUUUGAAAGCGAGCGUUCAACAACAUCGAAUUUGCACCAGUUAGGCAUCCACGAUCCGUUGCUUUCCGAAGCUUCCCAUGCUGUUGUAAACAGAUGGCGCCAUCAAUUUGAUUCUCCUGUUGUUGAGGCUGCUGUGGAUGAUCUCACCAAGGGUAUUAUUGACGAGUGGGUGACCAAUCUCUGGUACUCCUCCGUCACUCCGGACCGAGAGGCUCCUGAGGAGCUCCGCAUCCUCAUCAACGGCGUGGUAGCAGAGGUUGCCCAGCGUGCCAAGCGUGUAAACCUUAUUACUCUUCUUUCAAGGGACGUGGUGGAUCUUGUGGGCACACAGUUUGCGCUAUACCGGCGAAUGAAAGCGAGCAUUGGAUCUGAUAUAAUUGAUUCACUAUCCACCGAAGAGCGAGACGAGAAGUUGAAACAGUCUAUGAUGGCUUCUCGUGAGUUGCAUCCGGCCUUGAUCUCCCCCGAAGCUGAAUACCAGGUUUUGAAGAGGCUAACUGGAGGCAUCGUAGCUUUGGUACUCAAACGACAAGAUGCACGUUGUCGACUAUUGAGAAUUAUGGCUCGGGAGCUCCUGGCUUGUGUAGUGCUGCGUCCUGUUAUCAAUCUCGCUAGUCCUGCGUUCAUCAAUGAAACGAUUGAGAAUUUCGCAUUGGCUUCGCAUGAGAAAGCGCGUCUUGCAGCUGAAGAAGCUGCCGAAGCAGCGAGAGCAGCCAAACAACGGCUCCCGGAUCGGGUUAUGCAAAGGAAGCCUUCAGUUUCCGGUCUGGAGAUGACUUCCUUGGCGAAAUCAGAAACUAUCGCAAAAGCAUCAGGAAUUGUCUCAAGCAAGAAGAAUGAUGAGAGGCUAUCCGCUUCAGUCGGAGACAUUGGCAUGUCUUCUGCAGGACAACAGGGUGUUCAUGAUGAUGUGGAAGAAUGGGGACCCAUUCCUCGUGGAGAUUGGGCCCAGGUUCUCGAUGCUGUAACACAACGCCGAGCACAAGCACUUACUCCUGAACAUCUUGAUAAUUUAUGGGCCAAAGGGAGGAAUUAUAAGAAACGAGAAAAUCAGAAAGUCGCAGCUAUUGCUAGCGGAAUCCAAAGCAAUAGAGAUAGUACUGAGAGAGCCACAGCAGUUGAUCCUGUCUCUAAAGUGCCGAAGAUGUCGUCUACUGGCAAAGGCAGUCCUGCAAUCACAGAUUCUGCAGAUGUCGUACUGGCUACGUCCAUUCCGUUGAAGAAAGAACCAAGUAACACUAGCGAGCAGUACAAGACGCUGUUAUUUGGGGACCCCAAGGAUGAUGAAGGUUUAGGAAUACGCGGGAUAGGAUUUUCGCCAAUUAGAUCAUUCGAUCGCAACUCAAUUAGGCCAGAUGGUUUCAACAAUACUCAGCUUACCCCUAGUAGGAAAGCUUCAGAGCUAAUGAGGUGUCGUAGUAAUGAAGACUUAACGUCCUUCAGCAGUGAUCACCAACCAAUGGCAGCAAAUAUUACACAUGUGCUCAAUGGGGAUAGUAAUCUCACAAAGUCGGAGUUUGAACCACAUGAUUUGCACCGACCUCAUCGACGUUUAACACACCGGAAGUCCAGAAGUAUGGGUGGUGAACUCGAUGGUUGGCUGCAGUCAGGACGGCGAGGUGAGGGACUUUCGACACUUUUAAGUGCUGAGGAAGGAACCCUCGGUUGUGAUGCUCCGCUCAGAGAUCAGAAACUUGAGAGCAGUGUGGUGAAGCCUGAGAGAGAGGAGGCGCAGACUUCGCAGUUGGCCAUGAAAUCGUCUCCGCAAGUGGUGCCUAAGUUACUGAAGUGUCGGGUCAUGGGAGCACAUUUUGAGAAGAGUGGAUCGAAGUCGUUUGCGGUGUACACUAUUAAGGUGACUAAUACUCAUCAUCAAAGAUGGCGAGUUGAAAGAAGGUAUCGCAACUUUGAGCAGCUACAUAGGCGCUUGAAAGAUAUACCUUCUUACAAUCUGAGUCUUCCUCCAAAAAGAUUUCUUUCUUCUAGUCUUGACACUACUUUUGUGCGGGAGCGUUGCAUACUUCUUGACAAGUACUUGAAAGAUUUGUUAGCGAUCCCCAGCCUCCUAGAAUUGUCUGAAGUCGGCGAUUUCUUCAGUGUCAACUCUCAGCACUACGCCUUUGGCAUUUCACCACCUAUGAUGGAGACAUUAGCAGUGAAUGUAGAUGAUGCCAUGGACGAUAUGUUUCGCCAGCUUCGAGGCGUUUCAGACAACAUAUCUGGGGCCCUGAACCAAGCAACAAGUGGAAUUUUGCAAAGGUUGCCGUUAGGUAGUGGAGAUGUUGAUCAAGUUGUGAGCACGAGCAAUUCUCAGAUCAACAGAACCUCGACCUCCGAAAGUUCUUCUUCUCAACGUCCUGAGCCGUUGUCUACUCUUAUUAUUCCUGAUAGUGACUUUGGUGAAAAAGGUCUUAGCAACUCAAUCUUGGAAGAGGAGUACGAACGAAAUUAUCGCAGACAUUCGGAGGAUGCUGGACGGAGGGUGGGAUCAUUCGGAUUGGAUUCGGACAGUGAAACGGCUGCGGAUGCUCUUGAGACCAAUGCUAUGAAGAGUGCAGUACAUUUGUUUGCUUCUAGUCAGCCGGACAUGAGGGCUAAUCGGCUUUUUGGAAGGCGCUUAGAGAGAGCACUUUCAGAUAGUCAUUCGCCAGUAGAUUCAUUUGCCUCUGACGGAAUUGUAGAUGAUUUGGUGAUCCCCCAGGAGUGGUCCCCACCAAAAGUGACUGUUCCUCUUCUUAAUUUGGUCGAUCAGAUUUUUCAGCUCCAAGGCCGUGGGUGGAUCAGACGUCAGGUUCUAUGGAUAGCGAAACAGGUUCUUCAGCUUGGCAUGGGCGAUGCUUUUGACGAUUGGCUCAUUGCUAGAAUACAAUGGCUUCGGAGAGAGGAGGUGGUAGCAUCGGGCGUACAGUGGUUGAAGGGGGUGCUUUGGCCAGAUGGUAUAUUUGUGACGAAGCACCCUCGGAAUUCACCUCCAAGUGAUUCAUCGGCCCUGGAGGACAACCGGAUGGAAUUUCCUGACGAGAGCAAAGCGGGGCAGCAACGUCCGCCAGUGAAUUUAACUGAGCAAAAGCCUGAGGCUGCAAGACGAGCUGCAGUUGUUCGAGAGAUUAUCCUUGACAAAGCACCUGCCCCAUUGGUUAGUAUUAUUGGCAAGAAGCAGUACACAAGAUGCGCGAAAGACAUUUAUUACUUCUCUCAGGCUAGUGUAUGCAUGAAGCAGUUGGCGUACAGCUUUCUGGAAAUGCUCCUGCUUGCCACAUUUCCAGAGCUUCACGAUUUGGUUCUUGAUGUUCGUAGCAGUGUUAUGUGACUGGUGCAUUACAUGCCAUAGUACAUUCCAUAGCCAGUCAAGGGUGAUACGUUUACACUGCACAUUUAACAGGCAGUUGAAUAGCAGCUUAUGAUCCUGACUCUGUAUUAUGACUUCUUAGUUUGAUGAUGUGUCUCGGUGGGCUUCUGUCAGCGGUCGGGAUGAAUACAAUUUGUAGUUCAUUUUUCUCCCAAAAGUGGGUGUAGAUCGAUAGGAUGUAAGUACAAUGUAAGAAGAAAUUAAUUUGAUUAAAUUAAUUUUCAUUAAGCUACGGUCACAA